Molecule: messenger RNA, 1485 nt
Organism: Maniola jurtina (meadow brown)
Lineage: Eukaryota; Metazoa; Arthropoda; Insecta; Lepidoptera; Nymphalidae
Exons: 10
Coding region: 185-1408 (407 amino acids)
Source: RefSeq, a predicted model, not a curated record
AAAAGUGCGUCAUUUCUAACCGUUGGCAUUUGACAUUGAUUAACUAAUUCGCGAAAUAGUAAAAGGACGCGUUUGGAACAAAGUGUAACAGUUUUCCCAGCCAUAGAAAAAUAUUUUCCUUUAAAAUAGUUAAACAGUUGCAUGUGUUAUUUUUGGACCCUUGAUUACAAAUUUCCACAAGAAUAUGACGGAAUCGGAAGCGUACAUUGACGUGGUCGAGUUGUGCGGGAUACUGCAAUGUUUAGGCUUUCACGUGAAAUCUAUCGACACUAACUGCGAUCAAAAUGCCAAUUCCGUUGCUCGGACCGUUAUUGUCGACUGCCGCACGUCAGGGCUGCACGUGGUGCUGGAGCACGGCAACCUGACGUGCUCGUGCCCCACCGCGGCCAGCCAGCAGCACAGCGGCAUCUGGCAGGUCUCCGCAGUCACGGGCGGGAAGCAACUCGACAAGGAAUUCGGCAGUUCGAUCCUCGGGUCCCUGCCGAAGCCGCACCGCGAGCGCCUCACGGCACAGUUGCAAGACAUCGUGCGAUGCAUCAAGGAGCAUAACGAGGACGUCGACAAACAGAAGGACCCCGCCCCUAACAGGUCGGCGAGCAUGAUUGACAUGAAGACUCCGGAGAAAAGAAACCUGCAGCUGAAAGUGGAGACGCCGACGCGUUACCGCUCGCUGGACACGCUGACGUCGGCGCGGCGCGGCGCCGAGCCGCUGCCCGCGCCCGGCGCGCUGCUCAAGCACAGUGACGAUGACAAGGACGAGGUGCGGACUAAGUGUACCAGACAGAGCACAUACACUUUGGCGUCCACUCCAGACAGCUUGAAACAACGCAAUAAAACAUCGAGUCCAAUUCAAAAACCUUCCAACUCCAUCCUGGAGAGUCUGAUCGCAGCCGAGAAGACGGCUGAAGAGCUGCGCAGCAACCUGUCUAACAUCAUCAAAGAGUUGAUGGAGGACGGACGAUACGAUUCAUCUUCCUCUCUUGCGCUGGAUGUUUCCAAGAUUUCCAUUAUGAAGGUUCCCGAUAAUUCAAAAAUUCAGUUCGCAUCAAGUCCCAACCUAUCAAAUCUUGGAAUGCAAGAAGAAUUGACCAAAAGGCUGAAAGGUGUCGAAAGUGCCUCAACGUCUAACUUGGCGACGAAACCUGCCGCGAAAGAUGCUAAAACUUCAAAAUUCCGAAAACUUUCGCCAAGUCUCUUUAAAUACAGUACCUCACCUAAAGUUGACAAGGAUAAACAAACUAAUAACAAAAACAGCAAAUUAAACAGUUUAUUCAAACCAAGAAUAGUGACUCCAGUGCGGGCCGGUACCCCCACCACGGACGCGAGCCCCAAUCUCAGUGGCUCCAAGAAAAAGUACAGUCACAUCAAAUCUACAAUUCCAAGACCUGCUACUACUAAGAAGGAAUAGUUUGCCAGUUGUCAAAUAUGUACCUACCUAAUAAGCUGUGCUGAUUUGAUUUUGGAAAUAAAGUUAUUGAUAUUUUU